AUGAGUUCCCGAGGGAAAGUUGUCCACAAUGAGCUCGAUCUGUUGGCCGCGAAGAAUUCGGGGAAACUUUCUUUCCGAAUCGAGGACCCGAAACGGCGGCUUCGCGAUGGAAAAGACGAAAAGAGUGUAGGAAGUCGAGAGAAAGAUCGCGAGCCACGAAAAGAUGACCGAGACGCGAAUCGAAAUCGAGAAAAGCCACGAGAAUCCCGAGAGAAAGAGGACACCUCUAAAAGAGACAAGUUGAAAGAAAAGGACAAGGAGAGGGAAAAAGAAAGAGAAAAGGAGAGACCGCGAAGCAAAGAAGAGAGAAGAGAUUCGAAGACGAGCAGAGAUUUGAGAGAUUCAAAGGAUCGAGAUCAAAGGGACAGGGAGAGACGUCGAAGUCCAGAAAAGCCUCGAGAUCGAAAUGAGCCAGUUCGACGUGGACGCGAUGAGAAAGACACACGAAAAGAUGAUCGGAAAAGAAACGAACCGGAGAAAGCGAGCGAGAAAACGGCAAAGAGAAAGAAAACGAUCGAUGAAUCAUCAUCAGAAGAAGAGGAAUUCGAAGUGGCACCCUCGAUCUUUGGGAAACCGUUACCACAGAAAGGAAAAGGAGACGCAAAGAUGGAUGAAGAGGACAAAGAUUCAAAGGAGAAGGUUGAGGAAAACAAUGAUCCAACGACGUCCAAAGAGCAAACAAAACUCUUAAAUCAUGCGUCGAAGUUGGGUUUUGGUGUCGAGUCAACGAACUCACCCCACUCAGCUCCGUCACCGUCGCCGCCUAGUCCGGAAAGUGAUCUAGACUACGAAAUGCCGACGGUGUCGAAAGUUGAAGAGGAGAAGAAAGAGGAUCCAAUCCAAGAGACACAAAGACAAUCGCUCAGUGAUAAAACGGCUGUAUUCAGACAAGCCAUCGAGCACAUGAUUGGCUGGACGGCUCCUCCGGAUGAUCCACCACAGACAAGCCCUGAACCGCGGCCACAGAAAAGGAAACGAUCAAUGAAAGAUUUUGCCGAUCGAUAUAGACAAGACAUCCACGAGGAGGCCAAAGCCACCGUUGUCCAAUGGUACUACAACAGAGAGAUCGACAAGGGCGAGUACAAAGAGGUGAUGAAAGAGAUCGUUAAACCGUGUCUGAAAUACCAAAUUCGUUCCAAGUCCGAGAUCCGCAAGCGAGCGAUCAAAGUGCUGCAGGAUCGAAAAAAGAAAUUCUCUUCU
Mesorhabditis belari is the source of this 1200-nucleotide messenger RNA. NCBI's taxonomy places the organism in Eukaryota, Metazoa, Nematoda, Chromadorea, Rhabditida, Rhabditidae. The record is from the annotation of a GenBank genome assembly.